Molecule: messenger RNA, 762 nt
Organism: Malus domestica (apple)
Lineage: Eukaryota; Viridiplantae; Streptophyta; Magnoliopsida; Rosales; Rosaceae
Source: RefSeq, a predicted model, not a curated record
UCUCUUUCCCAGAGUAGAUAGAAAAGUCUAUGGUGUUCAUGCAAAAAAGAACCACCUUUUGAUGAUUAACUCAAAACAAAAUCAUGUUUUGUUCUCAAAGACAAAGCAGAGGUGGUAAGGGUAAUUCGAUGGCGGUUGAACAACUGAAAAUUGGUCGUGAACAAGGAGUGUUUUCUCGGGUCGACGACGAAAUUUUGCAGAACAUUCUGGGGAGGCUACCGGGGGUUGAGUUCUCAUCAGCAGUCGGCGUCAACACAAAUUGGAACAAGAACUUUGGCCAAAUGCUCUCUCGACCCAAAUUUUCUUCUGCCCUUUCUCUUAACCCCGACCUGCACAAUGCGAUAGAUGAAGUUCUUGACGAGGUUUUCUCUAAAGCCAAUUUGAUUGGACUUCAUUGUCGCAUACAUUGGAACAAAUUUCAGCUUGGAAGAAACUCACCAACUUGUGAACUGGGCUCAGGGUAAUUAUGCACGGAACGCAGAAACGAUCCACCGAGGCAUUGUCGUCUCGGUUGGAUAUGUGCCCGGCUUGAGAGUUGAAGUAUUCCCCCAACCGAGAUGUGAACUUUGUUGCAAUGCUAAGAUCAAUGUUUCUUUUUAUUCAAUCCAAUUGUUAGAAAUAAAGUGAGGUGUAUAAGAUGUUAAAAAUAAUUGUGAAAAUUUCUAGAUGUCUUGAGUGAAGAAUUGUUGUCAUUAAUGUGUUUAUUUAGUAAUAUGAUUGUGUAAACUUAGAGUAGGGUCCCAAUAGGCUUUGGAGAUCAAA